Messenger RNA from Torulaspora delbrueckii, 765 nucleotides. It is a transcript of the gene PCL1, whose product is annotated as Pcl1p. Gene Ontology annotation, molecular function: protein kinase binding; cyclin-dependent protein serine/threonine kinase regulator activity. NCBI's taxonomy places the organism in Eukaryota, Fungi, Ascomycota, Saccharomycetes, Saccharomycetales, Saccharomycetaceae. The transcript has a single exon. Gene Ontology annotation, cellular component: nucleus; cyclin-dependent protein kinase holoenzyme complex. Gene Ontology annotation, biological process: regulation of cyclin-dependent protein serine/threonine kinase activity. The record is from RefSeq and is a predicted model, not a curated record. Bases 1 to 765 code for a protein of 254 amino acids.
AUGAGUGAAUACCACAAGGCUUUGAAAGUGUUGAUGAAAUCUCCAGUCACGGACGACAUGAUCCGCUUCCUUACCAAUUGCACUUUAAAAGUGCUACCACAACAUAGCUACCCUUCCCCACCAGGGUCUCCCAAGGGUAACAAACUACCAUCCUUGAUGAGCUUUAUAAGCCGUUUGGUGAGACACACAAACGUUUACACCAGCACUUUGCUUACCACUGCGUGCUAUUUGAACAAACUGAAAUGCAUUCUUCCCAAGGAUGCAUCGGGUCUACCUUCUACAGUGCAUAGAAUAUUCCUAGCCUGUUUGAUCCUAAGUGCCAAAUUUCACAACGAUUCAUCACCUUUAAACAGACAUUGGGCUAAAUACACCGAUGAACUUUUCACAUUGGAAGAUAUCAACCUAAUGGAGAGGCAAUUGAUCCAACUAUUGAACUGGGAUCUACGAGUGACAAAUGAUGAUUUGAUCCUCGAUCUACGCCGCUUACUCGAACCAAUCGUCGAAGAUAUCGAACGCACUUCAAGACAAAGACGCAGACUACAAAAACACCAACUAAGAAAGACCAGCGCUGGCGCAGGACUCUACGAACAUCAAAGAAACAUUUCAGUAUGCUCUGAGUUGAGCAGUGCGACACUCGUAGAGUCGCGCUCCAACUCGAGUCUACGACUCGAUAAAGAAAUAUGGAACGAUCAAGGUCUGCCGACCAGCGACAGUUGCGAAUCCCUACAAACGCAGGAAGCAUUGCCAGCUGGCACGACCAAUUGA